Fusarium musae is the source of this 1932-nucleotide messenger RNA. RefSeq lists its product as uncharacterized. NCBI's taxonomy places the organism in Eukaryota, Fungi, Ascomycota, Sordariomycetes, Hypocreales, Nectriaceae. Bases 1 to 1932 code for a protein of 643 amino acids. The transcript has a single exon. The record is from RefSeq and is a predicted model, not a curated record.
AUGGAGACCUUUUCGAGGCAACAACACAAACACCACGAUAUCAGCAUCACGACCAAAGAUGUUUCUUCACGAAAAGCAAAACCUGGUCCUAUUCGUUCAUGGUUAUGGGAGACUCUUUCGUUAUUGUUGGCUCUGGGCUUGUUGAUAGCUACGAUCGUCAUCCCAGCACAGAACAACAACAGAGUCUUGACACCAUGGCCAUACGACAUCAGUCUCAACACAAUUAUUGCUAUCCUUAGCACUUUUAUGAGAGCCUCGAUGUUGCUUGUCGUUGCAGAGCUCAUCGGUCAGAUGGGCUGGAAUUCUAUGCAGAAGCCUCGUCCUGUCACCGAUCUUCAUCAUUUCAACAAUGCUAGUCGUGGCAUUCUUGGAGCACUGAAGCUAUUCUGGACCGUUCCUCCACGGCUCACAAGUAUCAUCGCCGCUCUCGUCAUCAUUAUAUCUCCUGCAAUCACCCCUUUUGCCCAGCAGUCUGUCAGCACAGUCCCCUGCGCAAGAACAGUCGAAGGCGCGCAAGCAUCUCUGCCAAUCACUCAUUACGUCCCUGCCUUCAACUCAACCUUUCAAACAGGUUCCGCCAGCGUUGAACUUUCAGGUGACAUGAAAGUCGCCAUGAUGAACGGUCUUGUCAACCCUAUGGGUAAGGACACAGCAAUAGCUGCAACCUGCUCUACUGGAAACUGCACAUUUCCGGCAAACUCCCAGGGAAUAACCCAUUCCUCUGUUGCCAUGUGCAGUGCAUGUAUUGACACCUCGGUGUUCAUCGAGUUGAGCAUUAGCAAGUUCAACAGUAGUGGAGCCUCGGGCUACGCUGGCAAAGUUUACAACUACAGUCUGCCAAAUGGACAGUGGAUUCAGGCUGUUACCAAUAGCCAGGUCAUGGUCAUGUCUGGAGACUUAGACUGGGCGCUCAACACACCCAACUCUAGGUUUGCCCAGUUGGCCAAAGUCGCUAUUUCCAACAUCACGACCCUAAGCUUCACGCAAAAGGGCUGCAACGUCACUACCAGCACGAACGCAACUUGUCCUGAGGAUAGGCUGACCUCAAAAGUCCCAGUAUCUCUUCGCUAUCACUAUGCCGUAGCAACCUCAUGUGCCCUGUAUCCUUGCAUCAAGAAAUACUACGGCAAGGUAGAUAGAGGUUCGCUCAUCGAGAAGGUUGUUGACGAGCAGCCCAUCGACUACGAUAGGGCUACCAAUGACGAGGCAGGAGAUCGUGUUGGCGUGCAAACGCCCUGUCUUAUAGAUGGCAAGGAAUAUAAACUUGCCAACUUUUCUCAAACCAAGGAUCCCUCAGACUCAGAAACAGUUGUCCCAGUCGAUGGAAUCAAUUAUACUGUUCCGCAUCAAUGUGUCUACAGACUCACCUUUCGGUACCGGCAAGGACUGAGGCGCUUCAUUGAGAAAACACUCUUCAACACCGUCUGCUUGGCCAAUGAAGUCGGUGGCGCCAAAGACCAGCUGGACUGUGGCGACCAAUGGUGGCUACCUCCCCUCUACAACUCAACAUUUGAAGGUCUCGAUAGUUCCUUUGAUCUGUUCACAACCGCUAUAACAAACAACUUCCGCAAGCAGGGCAUACAGAUAAGAGGUAGCUCCCAGGUAGAGAACGACAAGGCCUCUGGCCAAGCUACAGAGAUGGCUAUCUGCACCGUGUUUGAUUGGCGGUGGGUGCUGUUGCCAGCUGGUCUAGUGGCCAUCACGAUGCUGUUGUUGAUAGUUGCGGUUGUGCAAGGGUUCACGAACCCAGGAAUGCCAGUGUGGAAGACUUCGAUUCUUCCCUUGUUGUUUUAUGGACCUAAUGUUGUGGGUCAGACGCAGGAGACGGACUUGGAUGAUUUGCAGAAGGAGGCUGGGAGGGUAAUAGUCAGGAUUGAACAUGAUGAGAGCGUUAGGCUUGGACAGGUUGAUACUUGGGGGACGGAAAGUUGA